UAAAGGACUUGUAAUUGAAAUUGCUUGAACCAGUUUUAGGUAACUUUUCUAUUCUGAUAUGUUUGCCAUCGAAGGAACCCAAACAGUUAGGUAAAUUCCAAAGCAGAUAGAAUCUUUCGGAAAUCUUCUUCCAACCAGCCAUGUUUGGGAUCGGCAUAUAAGUUUUACUUAGCGUAUCCCAUAUAAUAAUUACAGUUUCUGCAAUAAUUGCACAUAUUGUAUUGUUCCUCUGCGAAAUAUGAUGCCAAGUUUUUAAAUGUACUUCCUUCGCCAAAAUACCUAAAACAAAACCAUGGUUUAAUUACAGGUGCUGAAUGCAAAGAAAAAUGGCGAAAUAUUCGCAAUGUUUAUGUACGAAAUAUGAAACCCGGUAAAAGCGGAGCUGGAGCAAAAAAGAAGAAACCAUAUUACUUAAAUGAGGUGAUGCAGUUCACGUUGCCAUUUAUUAAAUUAUCAACAGAGUCGGUUUCUGGGAACCUAGUCAGCCCACCAAUCAACGAAACGAAUCAACCUGACGUUUAUGAUGAUAUCACCGAUGAUGAAGAUGGAUCGCAAUCAAUACUGGCCAAUUUUAACAAUUCACAUACAUCUAUUAAUCAGAUAAGUACAGAACAUGAACCAAUUCCAUCACCACAGUCACCGACAGUGCCGACGCCUUCGCCACAAUCUCGACCAUUGCCAACGCCAUCGCCACAUUUAUCAACAGCAUCAGAGCCGACGCCAUCACCGGCAUCGAUGACUUCAAACCUUUCUUCGAAAAAAAAAACCCGCAAAACAAAAAACUCCGUGGAUGAAUGCAUUGUUGAUUACUUUAAGGCUAAACAAGCUAAGGCAGAAACAGCUGAAGAUCUUGCACAAAAUCCAAAAACAAUGUUUCUGCUCAGCUUAUUGCCCGAUCUAGAACUAGAACCUAUGUCCGACAGCCAAAUGAGAAAAUUUAAACGAGGUGUUAUGCAAUUAAUAGACGAAAUUCUGGAGGAUAAGCCUAAGCCUACUACAACAGCUUCAGUAGCAGACUCAAAUAUUACUUUAUAUUAUGAAACAAUUGGACAAGAUUUCACCACACCUGUUGUCAAUAAUAUUUGAUAAAUUAAAUAACAUUCAUUUAAGAAAUAACUAUCAA
This is a messenger RNA of Cydia pomonella (codling moth), 1123 nucleotides long. RefSeq names its product sal-like protein 1. The coding region runs from base 361 to 1086 and encodes 241 amino acids. The record is from RefSeq and is a predicted model, not a curated record. Lineage: Eukaryota; Metazoa; Arthropoda; Insecta; Lepidoptera; Tortricidae. The transcript has a single exon.